AACUGCGUGCACUGGCGGCUGGGGGCAGUCUAUCUGGAGUGCCCGCCCAGCGAGCAGAGGACUCCGCCCCUGCCUGUCCCUCCGGUCGGGAUACAGCUGCUUCCGGGCUCUGCGGCUCCGGGCGGCUGGGUGAGGCCUCCUGACCCUGCAGGAGCCUCAGUGAGCAGCGCCCAGAAGUGGGCAUCUCCAGGCAGGCCCGCACUUUGCUCCACUGCCAUAAUCUUCGAGGACGUCUCCGGCCAGACUUGGCCGAAGCGUAUCUCCGCCUGCCCGGGGCUUUGGGGCCACUUUGUAGGAUCCACAGCUUUCUAAUUCAAAGGACCGACGCAAUUGGCUGGAGUUUGCUGGACAUCAGCGCCCCGCCCUCCAAACCAAUAGAAGACCUACAAUUCCUGAGCUUCCCGAGGACAGCAGUUCAGAACCCCCAGAUCCAGAGCAUCAGGGGCUGGGCCUACCUUCCUUGCUUGCUUCUUUCCUUGGAUAGAGCACCACGACCCCAGUUUCUGGGGCGCCUUGAGGAGUGGCAUUGGUGAGUGAAACUUGGGGUGCUACUUGCUGGGAAGAAAUCCUGAAACACAGGAAGGACACUGGGUUGACCUAGGUCAUGUGAGAUCCUAAGACUCUUGAAGUCUUGUGUGUGAGUUUGUGUUGUUGAAAGAAUUUGGAUGUGCCUGUCUUUACCCCUAAACAAAAGGAAGCAAGUUGCCUGCCACACUUGAGGCUGCAUGACCACCCAGGGAGGUAGGAAGACUCUUCUGAAUUCAGAGUAGAAUUCACCAAGUAAAUACCUGUUGUGAUCCUGAAGAGACUACAACUCUAAAGAAAACCUCAGCCCCGACCCCCAGUCCUGAAAGUAUUAGUAGUGUCAAGAAACAGCCCCAGUCCAGAAUUUGGGGGUCCAUUAAGUACUCCAGCCAUGUUCCUGCGACGGCUCGGUGGCUGGCUUCCUCGCCCCUGGGGUCGCAGGAAACCAGCAAGGCCUGAUGUGCCCACCCUAGAACCCAGACAAGUGGACAGCUCCUCAGAGAAUUCAGGGAGUGACUGGGACAGUGCCCCAGAAACCAUGGGAGAUGUGGCACCUCCCAAAACAAAGGAUUUAGAGGGACAAAGGAACACUGGGGGUGCUUCAGAACUAAGCAAGGAAUCUCGAGUUGAACAAUUGGGGAGCAAAAGAAUGGAUCCCCUCAAGUGGGCCAAGGCUGCCUCUAGCACUCAAGAGUCUGGGAGACUGGAAGCUAAAGGAUGUAAUCCUGUAGAUUCAGGUGACACCAGACCUAGGGUGUCCCCUAAAGAGGGACUCAGUUCUUCUGGACCUGAAGCUCCACUGGAGAAGUCCAGCCGGCGUCAGAAGCUGCUAGGCUGGCUGCGGGGGGAAGCUGGUGGUGGAGCAGGAGCCCCCUCACAGUACCUGAGGAGUCCAGAGGAGUGUCUGCAAAUCUCCACCAAUCUGACCCUGCACCUGCUGGAGCUGCUGGCCUCAGCCCUACUAGGGCUGUGUUCUCGGCCGUUGAGAGUCGUCUUGGAUGCAUUGGGUCUGCGUGGACCACUGGGUCUCUGGCUACAUGGGCUGUUAUCCUUCCUGGCUACCCUGCAUGGGCUCCAUGUUGUGCUGAGUCUACUUACUGCUCACCCUCUGCACUUUGCCUGCCUCUUUGGUCUCCUACAGGCCAUGGUGCUGGCUGUCAGCCUCCAGGCACCCAGUGAAGAUGAAGAGGCCACUGAGUGGGAGCAUGAGAGAUUGGGAAAAGAGAGUGAGAAACAGAGGGGAGACCCUGAAAAGGGACUGUGACCUUGGAAUGGGGUAUGACCUACUGUCCCAUCCUCAGUGGUGUAGACUAUGGUGAAGACUAUGACCUUUGGGGGCUAGGGGCAUGAUCCAGAUUAUAAGCACAGGGACCUCAGGGAUGGGGAAGAAACCUCAGUAUGAAGGCACAGGGACUCCAACACACAAAGAAUGUUUUGGUGUCUGUUUAUGGACACUUGGGCAUUGCCCUUGAACUCACCAGCUGUUUUCACAUAUCUAUCACCUCUAGUUUUUUUUCACCUCCACUUUUUAAAAUAAUAAUAAUAAUAAAUUGUAGUGGUGGAAAAUAAAGACAAAAGGAUCCUCUCUACCUUUUCAAACUCUCCAGAGUAGAGGCCAGAGGCAGAACAGACCUCUGGAUGGGUGAGAGGGGGAGUGGGAAUAUAAUGUAUCCCUUUGAUCCUGGAAUUUUAGCCAUCUAGGGGGGUGGGGACUGCAUAGUGGGCUGAUUAGGAGGUCUGAAUGGGCUCAUAGGUGACAGAGGAUCUGUAGAGAGGAUCUUGGUGUUCCAUGGAGCCAGAGGAAGUGCGAAUUGUCCAGGCAGUAUUGGCAAAAGGACCAGCUUAGAGGGGCUGGCAGCUCAGACACACAGUGUGAGGGAAGCACUGGGACUUUCAAUCCCCAUUUGGGGUUAGGGAUUUGCUUGCUCAGCAAUAAAUAACUGUAUCACAACAAACCCUAAAUAUACCACUAUAAAGUGAGAGUUACUGUCAA
Erinaceus europaeus (western European hedgehog) is the source of this 2518-nucleotide messenger RNA. RefSeq names its product chromosome 4 C6orf47 homolog (gene C4H6orf47). Bases 917 to 1789 code for a protein of 290 amino acids. The record is from RefSeq and is a predicted model, not a curated record. Lineage: Eukaryota; Metazoa; Chordata; Mammalia; Eulipotyphla; Erinaceidae. The transcript has a single exon.